Prunus mume (Japanese apricot) is the source of this 1833-nucleotide messenger RNA. RefSeq names its product Pentatricopeptide repeat (PPR) superfamily protein. Gene Ontology annotation, molecular function: protein binding; RNA binding. The record is from RefSeq and is a predicted model, not a curated record. Gene Ontology annotation, biological process: RNA modification. NCBI's taxonomy places the organism in Eukaryota, Viridiplantae, Streptophyta, Magnoliopsida, Rosales, Rosaceae.
GUUGGGCACAAUGAGAACCAGAGCAAAUCAAAGUGAAUGAAAUCCACCAAUGCGAACAAAAUCACGACCUUAAUCACACAAUGCAAAGGCCCCAAGUUAGUUCAAAUUCUCCCUCCAAACCUCCUCCACCUAAAUGAUCAAAUUAAAAUCACAGGGCUCUCUCUUUUCUUGAUCAAAUGAAAGCCACCAAUGCGAACAACAUCAUCGCCGUAAUCAAACGCUGCAAGACCCCAAACCAACUCUUCCAACUCCAUGCUCUCACCAUCACCGAUCCCACUCUCACCAAAACGACUUGUCGUGAUAUUAUCACCGCCAGCAUCCUCCACGCCUUCAUCUCUCUGAUCCCUUCUUCCUCUUCAACCACUUCACUCUGCUAUGCCGUCUCUCUCUUCAACCUCAUUACAAACCCAUCAACCUUUUGUUUCAAUAACAUUAUUAGAGCCCACACCCUUCUUUCUUCCCCUCUCUCUGCUCUCGGCUUCUUUGUCCGUAUGCGCCGGUUUUCUCUCCCCCCGGACUUCCACACCUUCCCUUUUGCUCUCAAGGCCUGUGCCCAACUUGGGUUUUCUUCGUUUUUCAUCUCUCAGGCCCUUCACUCGCAGGCCCUCAAGUUCGGUUUCGCUUCCCAUUUGUUUGUUUCUAACACCCUCAUUCAUGUCUACUCGAUUUGUCAUCCCCUGAACCAUGCGUGUAAGGUGUUUGAUGAAAGUUCUUACCGGGAUGUGGUCUCCUACAACGCCAUGCUCGACGCCUUUGUUAAGGCCGGUGAGGUUUCUAGAGCGCGUCAACUGUUUGACAAAAUGCCUGUGCGGGACUCCGUCUCGUGGGGUACCGUUUUAGUUGGGUAUGCUCAAAUGAAUCAGUGCGAAGAAGCGAUUCAACUGUUUGAUCAGAUGCUUGGUUUGCGAGUUAUCCCUGAUGAUAUCUGCUUGGUUUCUGCUCUUUCUGCUUGUGCGCAGCUGGGAGAUUUGGAACGAGGGAAAAACAUUCACGAUUACAUCAAACGGAACAGGGUUCGACUCAGUUCCUACUUCUUAACAGCGUUAGUGGACUUGUAUGCCAAGUGUGGGUGCAUUAAGACUGCCUUGGAGAUCUUCGAGGCAAGCCCAGAUAAGAAUGUGUUCACAUGGAACGCCAUGCUUGUUGGGCUUGCAAUGCAUGGCCACGGCAAGCUGUCACUGAAUUACUUCUGCAGAAUGAUAGAGGCCGGAGUUAAACCAGAUGGGGUGAGCGUCUUAGGGGUUUUAGUGGGGUGUAGCCAUGUGGGUUUUGUACAUCAAGCCCAGAAGCUUUUCGACGACAUGGAAACAGUUUAUGGGGUCCCUCGAGAGCUCAAGCAUUAUGGAUGCAUGGCUGAUCUGCUUGGGAGAGCAGGUUUGAUCAAAGAAGCAAUGGAGAUGAUAGACAAGAUGCCAAUGGGUGGUGAUGUUUUUGUGUGGGGUGGGUUGCUAGGAGGGUGUAGGAUACAUGGUGAUGUUGAGAUGGCAAAGAAAGCAGCAGAACAUGUAAUGGAGUUGGACCCUGAAGAUGGUGGAGUUUAUUCAAUCAUGGCCAACGUUUAUGCAAAUGCAGAGAAAUGGGAUGAUGUGGUGAAGAUUAGAAAAUCCAUAAAAGAUGCUAAGAGGGUGAAGAAGAUCAGUGGUUGUAGUUUAAUUAACUUGAAUGGAAGCAUCCACAAGUUUAUUGCAGGGGAUAGCUUGCAUCCUCAAUCAGAAGCAAUAUAUUGGGUUUUGGAUGGACUUUGGAAGCAUCAAUUCGAAGCAUGCUAAGCAAGUUUUGAUUUUUAUUUUUGUUAUCAUACUUCUACAAAUCUUACGGAGGAGAGAAGUUGAA